AAACACAGCUCAAAAUAGAGAAAAAAACAAAGCAACAGAGUAUAAACAAAACCAACUCUCUGCAGAUUCAUUUAGGUUAUAUUAAAAGUAUAAAAACAUUCAAUAUUAGGCAAAAUGUUGCGCUCGUUACUAGCGGUGCGUGCUGCUUUAAAUCCUACGAUAAAUAGCCUGAAAAUAGCACACGGCCAACGUUUACCAAACAGUGUACUCGGUGCGAGUCCAGCACGGAGAAGUUACGCAAAUUUCCCAAACAGCAGCGAAUCAUUAUCACAACAUUCCACCGAGAACAGCAACGAAUCGGCGUUUGAUGUGGACAAAAAACGUAAGAUCCUCGAACUGGAAAUGGAAGUUAUGCGACAGGAAGGACGAAAAGUUCCGACGCCAAGUAGAAUCAAGGAAAAUCAUUGGGAACAUCUCCUACAGUUGCAGUCCAGAAAUCAACGCCGGCACUAUUACCUGUAUCUGUGGAACAUUGAGAUGGCGAAGGAAAGUACACAAGCAAAGAAAGAGAAGAAAAGGUUGGAGGUGGCUAAGAGAAAAGAGGAGUUGGCCCAGCAGAACGCUACCAACGAUCAUCUCACCUACGGGUUGUUCCACAAUACUAUGUUCUUGAGGAUUUAUGACACCGCUAUAGACCAUUUUAAUAAUAACAAAUUGAUCCAGGCAAUGCGUUUCGGACAGAAUCUUGUAUUUGACUGCUCCUAUGACGACAAUAUGAACGAGAGAGAAAUGUUGAACACAGCGAAACAGCUUAUGCUGUCUUUCGCCAUCAACCGAAUGCAUGACGAACCGUUCAAUAUACAUCACUGUAAUGUGGACUACAGUCGGAAAACGAUGAUUGCCCUGGAAAAACAAUUGGUACGCAUUCACGAGCCCUCAUUCCCGUUCAACAUCACCGAGAAAAGCUAUCUGGAUUUGUUCCCUCGUGAGAGGUUGGUUUAUCUGACACCACAUUGCCACAAUGAUUUGGAGAAGUUCAGCCACGACGAUGUGUACAUCGUGGGUGCUAUGGUCGACAAAUCAUGCCAGGAUGCUGUCUCACUGGGCAAGGCAAAAAAGCAUGGUCUGCGAAUGGCGCGGUUACCCCUUGAUCGGUACUUCCAAUUCAAAACUGGAAAGUCGCUCACUCUCGAUCAGAUGAUGCAGAUUUUACUCGAGUUGAAGACGUCCAACAAUUUCGAGAAAGCUUUUGACUAUGUUCCACGGCGAAAGAUUAUCCCACUGGACGAGCAGAAGCUGCAGGCGCAGCGAAGGUUCAAGCAGUCAGCGCAGGCAGGGAAGUUCAAGUUCAGCAUGGAGACGUUGUUUUCGGAUCAAAAGUAUAGAAGGCGAUAGAUGUGCGUACCGAGUUAUUAAUUUGAAGCAGUUCAAAUCACGUAAAUAAAUUGUGGUGACGCUCUUUACAGUGAAUAAGUUUGAUGUUUAAUUUCUCCUCCUGCGAGUUCGGCUUAUUCGCCACGCGUUCGGUUCCUCGUACUUGUUAUACAGUGGUUCAAGUCGUUGAUUUUUCUUGAAUUUACUCAGCUUCGUUGGGUCCGAGAAUCGGAAGAAUGCAGGGGCGAAUUCAACUAGCCAUUUCGGAUCGAUUGUUGUUACUUCACGCAUGUAUUCCUUGGUUGUUUGAACUAGCUCGUGAUAGACAACCCUGAAAAAAAAAUUAAAUUUUAUUAAAAUUGUAUGUUUUAGAAUAUUUUUUGAGAAACGGCUCCAAGCGGCG
Molecule: messenger RNA, 1717 nt
Organism: Toxorhynchites rutilus septentrionalis
Lineage: Eukaryota; Metazoa; Arthropoda; Insecta; Diptera; Culicidae
Gene: rswl
Product: mitochondrial ribonuclease P protein 1 homolog
Exons: 2
Coding region: 115-1335 (406 amino acids)
Biological process (GO): positive regulation of mitochondrial translation; mitochondrial tRNA 5'-end processing
Cellular component (GO): nucleoplasm; nucleus; mitochondrion
Molecular function (GO): tRNA binding
Source: RefSeq, a predicted model, not a curated record